Messenger RNA from Pseudophryne corroboree (corroboree frog), 2057 nucleotides. RefSeq names its product putative nuclease HARBI1. The coding region runs from base 108 to 1226 and encodes 372 amino acids. NCBI's taxonomy places the organism in Eukaryota, Metazoa, Chordata, Amphibia, Anura, Myobatrachidae. The record is from RefSeq and is a predicted model, not a curated record. The transcript is spliced from 3 exons.
CAACCGAUGCGAUCACAUCAGCCUGUCUGGGACCCGAAUUGACACCAGACACCCGCCCUGCAAACGCUUGGACAUGCCUGCGUUUCUCCAACUACUCCCUGAAAACGAUGGAGGUCAAUCUUAAAAUUUUGAAAAUUAUUUUGACAGUUAUUCUUACCCGAGAUGGUACAUUGCAUACUCUAAGAACAAACCUUCAUGGACAGGAUGGAUCCAGAUCGUUACGUAGGAGGCGGAUUUUUCUAUGUCGGAAGCAACUUAAGAGAAUAAGGGAGUCAAAAGUGCUAAAAAUGUAUCGUUUGCCGAGUGAAGCUAUAGUUCACCUGUACCAGAAAAUUAAAAGGGAUAUAUCCCCAAAAACAAAGAGAAGUCAUGCCAUUUUGGGAAUAACUAAAUUACUGGCCACUCUUCAGUUUCUUGCCUCAGGAUCCUAUCAAUACAUUAUUUCAGACUUAGGAGGGGUUAGCCAGGCGUCUUUUUCACGGUUUUUCUGUAAGGUACUGGAUGCCAUCUUGAAACAUUGUGCAGAAUACAUCCAUUUUCCUAAUUCCAACGCAGGGUGGAUAGCCCUUAAAAAGGGUUUUUAUAACAUUAAAGGGUUUCCCAAUGUUGUUGGAGCCAUUGACUGCACGCAUGUACCAUUCACUCCCUCACAGGAUAUGGAGGAGGUUACACGGAAUCGAAAGCAAUUUAAUUCUAUGAACUGUCAAGCAAUAUGUGAUCAUAAUACUAGAUUUAUGAACGUGUUUGCUGCUUACCCGGGCUCAACUCAUGAUGCUUACAUCCUUCGGAAUUCAAAUAUAUUCCAAAAGUUUGAAAACUUGGAUUUCCCAGAUGGGUGGUUACUCGGUGACUCUGGAUAUGGAUGUAGGCCCUGGCUAAUGACUCCUUUCCGAAAUCCUAAAGGAAGAGCUGAAAAAAAAUAUAACAGGGCUCAUAUUCUCACAAGAGGAGUGAUUGAAAGGUCUUUUGGCCUAUUAAAGAGCAGAUUUCGUUGCCUUGCCAAAACGCGUGGUGCACUCCAGUAUUCUGCUGCCAAAAUGUGUAAAAUGUUUAUUGUCUGUUGUAUUUUACACAAUAUGUGUUUAGAUUAUAAAGUUGACAUGGAUGAUACCAAAAUAGCUCCUGAACCGUGCUGUUCAUUUGAAAAGGAGGUAAAUGAACUUGUGACCCAAAAAGGCAAGAAAGUCCGUUCCAAUCUUGUUGAGAAUUGGUUUUCUAAGCGUUAGUUAGCACUCAUUGAGGCUUGGAACAUUUCUAGGCCAAAUUUAUUAAGCCUGGUGAAGUGAUAACAUCGAAGGUGAUGACGCACCAGCCAAUCAGCUCCUAACUCCCGUUUUUCAAACCCAGCCUGUGACAUGGUAGUUAAGUGCUGUUUGACUGGCACUUUUUCACCUCACCAGACUUCUUAAAUAUGCCACUCUGAUCUAAAUGUGCAUCUACAUUAUAAACGUACAUAAAAAUUGAGGGUUGUGACUGGGAAAAGUUGUUGUAACAACCACAUGUAUCAUAGGACUAUUAGUUAAAUAGCUUGAGUUUAGGUUUAAUUUACUUAACUGAAAAAUCCCCCAGAGGUUUAGCCCUUAUUAUUUAAAAAUAUGCGCAGGAUGAGUUAUUUGAGCACAAAAACUGAACGUUGUUGGUAGAUAAUUAAUUAUACAUUCUCUACUUUAGUAGUUACAAAUGUAAUUUGAAAUGUCAGUUAAAAAGCAAAAAUAUAUAUGUAGCAAACAUACAUUUUUUAAUAAAAAAGGCAUGGAAGAGUUUAUUGCACUUAUAAUUUUUAUUUUCUCCAUCACACUGACAUUGUAAACAUCUGUCAUUACAUUUACAUGAGUAAUGUUACGGUUUUUUUCAACAGUUUGUGUUUGAAGAACAUUGUUAAACUUUGUGUAAACAGACAAUCUGUGUUAAUCACAUUAGUAAAAAAUCAAUAACAUAUAUUGCUUUGUGAUGUCUUUUUUGCACAUGUAUCGCUUUAACCUAUCUUUUGUACAUUAAAAAAAGUUUUUUUAUACUUAAACCACUGUUAACCAAGGUAAAUUAAGGAAUAUUAAACA